AUGGCUUUACAUCAUGUCUGUGAGAAUCUGCUUCAAGCAAAGACCUUUUGCAACCAGGUUAAGAUCAAUUGGGAUGACUUAGUUUGUCCCAUUUGCUUAGACUCACCUCACAACGGUGUCCUUCUCCAAUGCUCAUCUUACGAUAACGGAUGUCGUGCAUUUGUUUGCAACACAGACCACCUCCACUCCAACUGUUUGGACCGUUUCAUAACCGCCUGUGGCACAGACCCACCUCCUCCACCUCCUGAUGAGCCUCCUCCUCAGUCAAAGGCCUUAGAAGAGAGCUGCAAACCCUUGUGUCCACUCUGUAGAGGAGAAGUCACUGGAUGGAUAGUUGUUGAAGAAGCUCGUCUCCGUCUCGACGAGAAACAACGUUGCUGUGAGGAAGAACGGUGUAGAUUCGUCGGUACUUACUCAGAGCUUCGCAAGCAUGCUCAGACAGAACAUCCGGACUCUCGUCCUUCCAAGAUUGAUCCUGCAAGGAAGCUUGACUGGGAGAAUUUCCAGCAGUCGUCUGAGAUCAUCGACGUGUUGAGCACAAUCCACUCGGAAGUUCCGAGAGGAGUUGUUUUAGGAGACUAUGUGAUAGAGUAUGGAGAUGAUGGUGACACAGGAGAUGAGUUUGAGGAUGUGCCUGGUAAUGAAGGAAACUGGUGGACCUCUUGUAUCUUGUUUAAAGUGUUUGAUAAUAUAAGGAAUGCGAGGAAUAGAAGAAGAGCAAGGAUGAGUGAGAGUAGGAGAGGUAGUCGCCGUUCUAGCUAUGAUAAUUCCAACUCUGAUGACAGCUCGGUGGCGUCGAUUGAGUUCCCGGAGUAUAGAGUAGAUGAGAUUGAUGAUGAGUUCAUCACAUCCACAAGUGGAGUUAACAGAAGUAGCUCUGUUCAUCAAAGGUAUCAAUGCUGUUUCUACAGUCUUGUGGUUUAUCUACUUGUCAGUAAGCUGGAGAUUGUAGUGAGGCAAAUGAAGCAGACCAGCAUAUUCGUAGGGCAAUGA
Messenger RNA from Eruca vesicaria subsp. sativa (arugula), 993 nucleotides. The record is from the annotation of a GenBank genome assembly. Lineage: Eukaryota; Viridiplantae; Streptophyta; Magnoliopsida; Brassicales; Brassicaceae.